UCGACAGACGGUACCACGUGUAGAUUUGCAAGUGGUCGUGAACAUGAUGUUCUUAAUGACUAUUUCUUAUUGGUUGCAUUCACCCGUAAUCCUAAUCAUGAACAUGCUGUUGUUAAUAAUCCUGUGUCAAGUACUUUGUAUACUUGUUUUUUUGCCAAUUCUAUUGAUAAAAUGGAGAAAAUUUUACUCAAAGAAGCGCAACGAGAGACAGCAGACUGGAACAGUUGUCGGGAUCUUUCAUCCAUACUGCAAUGCAGGUGGAGGAGGCGAAAGAGUACUUUGGUUUGCAGUUCAUGCUAUACAGACCAAAUAUCCUGACGUACAUAUAGCUAUAUACACUGGUGAUCUUGACGCAGAUCCUGAAAAGAUUCUCAGCAAAACUGAAAAGACAUUCAAUGUGAAAUUACAAUCAAAUAUCGAAUUUGUCUAUUUGCAUGGGCGAAAAUGGGUGGACGCUUCUACAUAUCCUUAUUUCACACUUCUAGGACAAAGCCUGGGGUCCAUCUACUUGGGUAUUGAAGCGUUAAACAAUCUUACACCAGACAUAUACAUUGACACGAUGGGUUAUGCGUUUACAUAUCCAUUGUUUAAAUACAUCGGUGGUUGCCAAGUCGGAUCAUAUACGCACUAUCCCACUAUUUCGUCUGAUAUGUUGAAGUAUGUCUACAGGAGAGUUAUCUCGCACAACAAUGGAAGGAUCAUCGCCAAAAAUCCGUUCCUUUCAGGAUUGAAAUUCCUUUACUAUAAAUUAUUCGGAUAUUUGUAUGGAUUGGUUGGUAGUUGCACCGACAUUGUGAUGGUAAAUUCCUCAUGGACUGAAGAGCAUAUCAAUACUAUUUGGAAAUGUCCACUGAAGACGCAUCGAGUGUAUCCCCCGUGUAGUGUAGAGCAUUUGACUGAAUUAUCGCUUCUCAGCGAUGAGCAGAAGGAUGGCUAUAUACGCUUAAUUGCGAUCGCGCAAUUCAGGCCGGAGAAAAAUCAUCCACUUAUGUUGAGAGCGAUGUUCGAGCUAAGAUCUAUUCUUAAGGAGGAAAUCUGGGAAAAAGUCAAAUUAGUCUGUAUCGGUUCUUGUCGAGAUGCCGAGGAUGAAAAGCGCGUUAAGGAUAUGCAAGAUUUGGCUAAAUACUUGGCUUUAGAGAAGAACGUCGAGUUCAAGUUGAAUAUACCGUACUCCGAACUCGUGUCCGAACUGCAAAGAGGAACGAUUGGUCUGCAUACAAUGUUCAAUGAACAUUUUGGUAUUAGCAUUGUGGAGUGCAUGGCAGCAGGAUUAAUUAUGGUGGCCCAUGCUUCUGGUGGUCCGAGGACAGAUAUCAUAGAAACACGAAAGGGUAGUAUAACUGGUUUUCUAGCAGAAGACGAAAUAGAAUAUGCCAAAGUACUAGCGUCCAUCAUACAAAUGCAACCAAAAGAUCGAAAUGUUAUUAGAGUUGCGGCCAGGUACACAAAUCAAGGAUAUAUAUUUUAUAAUUGUUCGAUUUAUGAAAUAACAAUUCUUUUAUAUAUACCGAUUUUUCGUUUUUUUUUGUUUAGAUCAUCUGUAACUCGUUUCUCAUGCCAAGUCUUUGAGAAGGAAUUCCUACGGGCAGUCGAACCGUUUUUCAGAUCGAAACAAGAAUAGUAUUGUUGUGUUACAAUUCUUUUAAAAUAAUAAAUAACGGACAUAUGUGUGUGUAAAUAGCUCAUUUCAA
Cyphomyrmex costatus is the source of this 1691-nucleotide messenger RNA. RefSeq names its product ALG11 alpha-1,2-mannosyltransferase (gene Alg11). Gene Ontology annotation, cellular component: endoplasmic reticulum membrane. Lineage: Eukaryota; Metazoa; Arthropoda; Insecta; Hymenoptera; Formicidae. Bases 44 to 1621 code for a protein of 525 amino acids. Gene Ontology annotation, molecular function: GDP-Man:Man(3)GlcNAc(2)-PP-Dol alpha-1,2-mannosyltransferase activity. Gene Ontology annotation, biological process: protein N-linked glycosylation; dolichol-linked oligosaccharide biosynthetic process. The record is from RefSeq and is a predicted model, not a curated record. The transcript is spliced from 7 exons.